This is a messenger RNA of Pistacia vera, 1765 nucleotides long. RefSeq names its product zinc finger protein CONSTANS-LIKE 16. Gene Ontology annotation, cellular component: nucleus. Gene Ontology annotation, molecular function: zinc ion binding; protein binding. The record is from RefSeq and is a predicted model, not a curated record. The coding region runs from base 149 to 1435 and encodes 428 amino acids. Gene Ontology annotation, biological process: regulation of DNA-templated transcription. Lineage: Eukaryota; Viridiplantae; Streptophyta; Magnoliopsida; Sapindales; Anacardiaceae. The transcript is spliced from 2 exons.
UCAACUCUCAACACAAUAAUUGAAUCACAAGAGUCUCAAAAUAAAUACUUUCAAGGCACUCCAAUCUGACUUGUAAUAGCCAACUUCACAGGCCUUUUUGAGUUUGUUGAUUUCAUCUUUCAAACUGAAUAUAUUCAGUCUUUGCGCUAUGAUCACUGAAAAGAAAGCCGCAAAUGCUAUGGGAGGAAAGACGGCGAGAGCCUGCGAUGGCUGUUUGCACAAGCGGGCGCGUUGGUAUUGCGCCGCGGAUGAUGCGUUUCUUUGCCAAGCUUGUGAUGCAUCUGUCCACUCGGCGAACCAGCUCGCGAGUAGACACGAAAGGGUUCGACUUGAAGUUGCGUCAGCGAAGCUGAAUGGAGCUUCGAACGAUAAAGAUGUAGCUCCGGUAUGGCACCAGGGGUUCACCAGAAAGGCCAGGACCCCCAGGCCUAAUAAGAACUUGUUGAUGCGACAAGCUAAGGAAAAAGAGAAAGUUUCAAAUUUUAAUAAUGAUCCUCUUGUUCCUGAGAUUGGUAGUGAAGACGGGUCGCUAGAGGAGAAUUCAUCAGAAGAACAGCUGCUGUAUCGGGUGCCGGUAUUCGAUCGGUUUGAUUCGGAUUUAUGCUGUGAUAUGGAUGGAAGUGAAGGAACCGAAACCGCUAUGGUAAAGGAAGAAGAUCAAAACAUAUUUGUUGAUGGCUAUGGACAAGAAGGAGCUUCUGAUUUGGAUGAUUUACAUGGGUUCUUGCAAUCGGAUAUGGAUCUCGCUGAGUUUGCAGCUGAUGUUGAGAGCCUACUAGCUAGUGGGCUUGAUGAAGAUUGCAAAGAAGAAACUGAUUAUCAUGCCAAUGUUUUUUUCGGAGACAAAACAGUGAAGGUUAAAGAUGAAGAAGAAGUGGAAUUAGGUCUUACCGCUUGCCAUUUUGAUCCCGGUUUUAACAUAACAAGAGAAGGAACAGACUGGAACUUCGACUAUGGAUCAUCACUAGUACCCGAGGGAGAAGGAGAGGAGAAAGUGGCGCCUCUAGCCGAUACAGCAAUGAACAACGAAUGCAAAGUUGAGAUGAAGAGAAACGUAUCUUUGAGGCUAAAUUAUGAAGCUGUCAUCAAUGCGUGGGCAAGCCAAGGUUGUCCAUGGACAACAGGAACCCGACCGGAGGUUAAUCCCGAAGACGGUUGGCCCGACUGCAUGGGCAAUUGUUCUAAAGACCAUGUUCAUCACUUCUAUGGCGGAGCACUGCAGUGUCACGCAGGCGGUGAUGGCGGACGAGAAGCGAGAGUAUCGAGGUAUAGAGAGAAGCGUAGGACGAGAUUGUUUUCGAAGAAGAUAAGGUACGAAGUCAGGAAGCUGAACGCGGAGAAGAGGCCUAGAAUGAAAGGGAGGUUCGUUAAGAGGACUAAUAGUACUUCAUUUAUAGGGACUGCAGCUGCUCUUCGUCCUUACAUCAAGAAAUAAAUGGUAAUGGCCAAACUGAGAGAUUGCUUGUCUCUAGGUCAGGGUUGGUGUUGAUUGCUAUUAAUGGCUAGUUUUACUAUAAAAGGAAGCUGAAUAGGUAGAUAAAUAAAUAACUGUUGGGAGUACAUGCACAUAUGUGUAUAUCUAGAUCUCUAACAGGAAGAAGAAGAACCCGUUGUAAAAAGCUGAAGCACUGAGGGUUAGUGCGUUGCUUAAUUAACAAGCUGUAUGAACAAGAAGUUGUUAAUUUGUUGUUAACAAAGAUCUUGCUAAUUUUCAUUAAUUAGCCAUUAUCUUAUAUAUAUUCUUAAAUCUUCUGGCAUGAGUAUG